UAGUGUGUCUAAAGCAUUAACAGCCUAAUGCUGAAUAGGGAAUCCUGCACACAUUUUGGGAAAGGAGUCCGCGUGCAUUGUGUUACAGUUACCCAGGUGAUCACAACAAACAAUGCCGAGAAACGCGCGAGUGACAAUUUGCAGCGGACCUUAUGAAUCCAACGGGGUCGUCAAACACAGGUGAGGUCAAACAUUGUCCAUCCAAUAUGUCGGCAGCCGCUUUGAGAGCGCGCGGACACCACAGCGUCUUGGAAGAAACAAGCGAUUGGAACAUGGUGGAGCUCGCUGUCAACGGGGAGAUCGUCUUCAGCUGUAAUAUAAAGCAGCUGCAGUUUGGUGGAGAUGGAGAACUGGACCCUGUUUGCAAAGAAGCUGUAACUGCUGUGGAGAACGCUUACUGAAGAUAACCAUUUAGAUUUUAAAUUAAAAAAUAUAAAACACCAAUGUG
Messenger RNA from Micropterus salmoides (largemouth bass), 448 nucleotides. RefSeq names its product UPF0728 protein C10orf53 homolog. Bases 153 to 401 code for a protein of 82 amino acids. The transcript is spliced from 3 exons. NCBI's taxonomy places the organism in Eukaryota, Metazoa, Chordata, Actinopteri, Centrarchiformes, Centrarchidae. The record is from RefSeq and is a predicted model, not a curated record.